GUUCGCAAUGUCGCUGUGAGAGGGGAGGCGGUACCAAUGAUAAGGACGGGGCGUCCUGCGGCAGGUUCACUCAGAGCGGAGGCUGUGCCGGAGACAGUGACACUGCACUCGGGGAGGGGUCAGAAACUGAAAGGAAAGACGAUGGCUUGUGAAACACACUGAUCGACUCGGCAGAGAUCCACAUUGUGUGGUGGAGAGAAACAGUGAGAGGAAAAGGCCCUCCUAUAGACAUGAAGUGUGACAAAUGCACUAAAAAUAAAUGCACUAAAAAGCAGAAAAAUAAUGAAAACGCAAGUCUGGUCAACGACACGAAGAACCCCACCACCAGCGAAAUCGAUGAGGAAAGUGAAUUUCAUAAACUAGCAAAUGCCAAAAUAUUUCUUAGUGACUGCCUGGCUUGUGAUAGUUGUGUGACAUCAACAGAAAGUCUGCGGAUUGCCCAACAGUGUCAAGAGGAGUUUGUCACAGUUCUCAGCCUUAACCAGAGAUGUGAUAUAUCCAAACACAAAGUGCUGAUAGUUUCAAUUUCCCCUCAAUCAGUGCCCUAUUUUGCUGCGAAGCAUUGUAUAAAUAUUACUGAUGUAAUCCAAAGACUUUCUGGAUUCUUGAAAGGCCUUGGAGUACAUCAUGUAUUUAAUAUGACUUUGGCAGCUGAUUUCAGCCUUCUUGAGAGUCAAACAGAAUUUGUUCAGCGCUUUUACCAGAGAAGCCAAGACCAGCAUGCUUUACCGAUGUUUGCCUCUGCUUGCCCAGGCUGGAUUCGUUAUGCUGAAAAAGCCCUUGGGAGCCUUGUACUUCCCCACAUCUGCACUGCCAAAUCCCCCCAGCAAGUCAUGGGAUCUCUGAUAAAGGACUAUUUUGCCAAAAAGCAGCAACUCUCCCCUGAGAAGAUCUUCCAUGUAGUUAUAACACCUUGUUACGAUAAAAAAUUGGAGGCACUUGGAGAAGACUUUUACAGUAGUGUACACAAGAUACAGGGUGUUGACUGUGUAUUAACUUCAGGUGAAAUAAUGCAGAUGAUGGAACAAAAAGGUCUCCUGUUGACAAAUGUGGAGCCAGCAGCUUUAGACAACAUCUUUGAAGAAAUUGGUGAUGUGUGUAUUGCAAGGCAUGAUGGGAGAGGAUCUGAUGGCUUCCUAGAACACAUUUUUAAGUAUGCUGCUAAAGAAAUCUUUGACAUCGAGGUCAAAGAAAUCACCUACAAGACACUCAGGAAUAAAGACUUUCAAGAAGUUACUUUGGAAAAAGAUGGUGAGAUUGUUUUACGAUUUGCAGCUACCUAUGGGUUCAGGAACAUUCAAAAUAUGGUUUACAAACUGAAGAAAGGAAAGUUUCCUUAUCACUUCAUUGAAGUUCUUGCGUGUCCAGGAGGAUGCCUCAAUGGAAAAGGUCAAGCAAUGACAGAAGAUAGGAAAAUGGAUAAGGAUUUGCUGCAUCAAAUGGAAGGAAUGUACACCAGUCUGCCUGUCCAACUCCCAGAAGCCAACAUGCAUGUCCAAAUGCUUUAUCAGGAAUGGUUAGAAGGAAGAAAUUCCACCAAAGUUCAAGAGGUCCUGCACAGAAAGUAUCAUGCACUGAAUGAGAUGUCAAAUAGCAUUGACAUCAAAUGGUAGGCCAUCUGGUGCUGGACCACAAGAUUUUUGGAAUCCCAAUUAAGGAUUCACAAUUUCCCCAGGGAACAUUGGUACUCUUUGUAUUAACAAUGGUGCAAUUUAAACCACAAACUUUCAGCCACUGAGAUAUUAAAAUGUAAUGUUUUGUCAUUGAAAGAAAUAUAGACUUGAAUUAUGUAAUUAUUCAGGACUUUGUUCUUCACAGAUAUCUUUAACAGAUAUGUUUGUCUUCGAAGCCACUUGAUGAAUGUUUCCAUUUUUUGUGCUUGCUUCCAAAUGAAUAUAGCCAUAACAAGGCCAUAACUUUAUUCAUAAACUCAGUUGUUUGUUCUCAGAUGGAGAAGUGAAGUCCUUCAGCGAUGUAAAAAUGGUACUUUGAAGAUUCUUCAGAUCUUCCUCGUCCCUAGAACUACACCUUGUAGAUUAUACGAUUAUAUAUUUUUAUAUAUAUAUAUAUAUAUAUAUAAUAGUGUGUGUGUAUGUAUGUAUAUAUAUAUAUAUAUAUAUGGUUUUGAGAGGAGCGAAUUAUCUAGAACUGAACUAAGUUGAUGCUUAACCUUGAAAUUAUGAAGGGAAAUGUGCACAUAGAAAAUAUUUGUUUGCAAUCUCCAUUGAAAACCUGCAGUUCUGUUACUCUUGCUUUGCAUACACCUGUUCUUGCACACAAGGAGCACUUCACCAUUGAGAACAUACAAGGCUACAUCUGUUGUUCAAAUGUUAAGUCCAUAUUAUGUUUGAUGCAUCUCUAUUCUGGAUAGCCCAAUUAUUGGAAAUUUUAGUACUACUGUUUAACAUUUUAAAGCAAACAUCAUACUUAACAGUUCUGUGGUUCCUGUCAUAGACUUUUCUAUAAUCUGUCAAUUGUAAAAAUGCAUUUCUGAAGUUUAACAAUUACUCUACUAGCAAUAGUCUGCUGACUUAAUUGAAUGUAGUCUCAUAACUCAGCUAUCAAACUCUUUGAAAUGGUGCAUACUCCAAAAAGACUAGGACUUUACAUGCUAAACUAAUGAAUACAUUUACUUAAAAUUUAAAUAGUACAGAAAUGUGUAAUGGUUCAAACAAAGGGUAUUUUGUUUAAGCAGCUUUGAGUAUAGAAAUUUCUAUUGUAUAAUGAAGGAAGUUUGUCUUUGUAGAGGAUCAAUUAUCCGCUUUCAUCUUUUUCAACUCAAACAAUUCAGUUUCCCUCAAGCAUUCUUUUUGAAAGUUCUCUUAUUUCUCAAAGCUGGUGCUCUCUCAUGGCGGUUAUGGUAAACAACUCUUCAGUGAGUUCUUUGAUUAACAUCUUACCAUAACCUACCAUCUUAGCAUAACAAUGAAAUAAUACUUUAGACACAAGCAAAAUGGGAAGAUGAGAAACAAAGGGAAGGAACGAUUAUACAAACACUAGAAGAAGUAGACAGCUUUGCAAUUUGGUUUCAAUCAUUGAGCUUUAACAAAUCAUGUCUUUCAUAUUGGAGUACACAGCUAAUUCCACCCAGGAAGAGCACCUCUUUGACCUUUUAAUGAAGAUGUCAUCUUUAAUUUAUAAGUGAAAUAACUUAGCCCUUGGUUAAAAAUAAGAAAUCUGUCCGUCCACGCUCCCCCCUCACCCCCUCAAAAAGAAAUCAAUGUUGUAGUUUAUUCUGUGUAUACUAUUGUAAUGAAUGUAAUAAUUCUAUGAAUUAACAUUUGUUGACUCAAUGUAAUAACUCAUUCUAUUCUUUAAAUUGAGUAUCAAAACUUUGAAAUUUAUAUUGGUGCUAAUGUUAAGAAAUUGAAUCAGACACUUCAACAUAUUGGACGCAAUUCUUUAAGCUAGAUAUUACUGUUGGGGCUGUAACCAUAUGUACCCCAUGUCAAAUGUGAUUGUGAACACUGUGAAGUUCUUGGUAAGCUCAACAGCAGUUUGUGCAUGUGUUACUACCACGUGGUAAUAAAUAAUUUUGGGGUUUUUUUUGCUCAUUUGUAAUUACUUAAUGAGAAGUAGCAUUGUUUUAAUGUGCCUGAUAUAAGUAAGCUCACAUAAAACAAAAAUUAAUUUAAAAACAAA
This is a messenger RNA of Carcharodon carcharias (great white shark), 3642 nucleotides long. It is a transcript of the gene narf, whose product is annotated as nuclear prelamin A recognition factor. Gene Ontology annotation, cellular component: lamin filament. Gene Ontology annotation, molecular function: lamin binding. NCBI's taxonomy places the organism in Eukaryota, Metazoa, Chordata, Chondrichthyes, Lamniformes, Lamnidae. The record is from RefSeq and is a predicted model, not a curated record. The coding region runs from base 231 to 1613 and encodes 460 amino acids. The transcript has 12 exons.